ACACUUGCAUCCUCCCCUCCAGCAGCCGAUGUCCCGCCUCCGCCUCCGCCUCCGCCACUCCACCUCCAUCGCGCCGGUGCCCCACCUCCGCUCCUCCUCCAUCUCCACCUCGCCGCCAUCACGCUCAUGGUAUCCCCAUGCCGCCUUUGCCGCUGCCACAGAGCGCGCCCGGGCUGGGGCGCUCACCCCGGAAGACGCACACCACCUGUUCGACAAAUUGCUACGGCAGGCCACUCCGGUCCCCGCGCGCUCCCUGAACGGCUUACUUACGGCCCUCUCCCGUGCGCCGGACACUGAAUCCUGCAGAGACGGCCCCGCCCUCGCCCUCGCCCUCUUCAACCGCAUCCGCAGAGAAGAGGCCGUCUCCCGGGUGGUGUCGUCCACAAUCUUCACCUACGGCAUCCUCAUGAACUGCUGCUGCCGCACGCGUCGUCCGGAACUUGGGCUUGCCUUAUUCGGGCGUGUCCUCAGGAUGGGCCUGAAGACAAAUGUGGUGGUCGUCAGCACUGUUCUCAAAUGCCUCUGCGGCGCCAAACGGACAGAUGAGGCUGUGAACAUCCUGCUACAUCGGAUGUCCGAGCUCGGGUGCGUGGCUGAUGCCUUCUCAUACAACAUUGUUCUGAAGAGCUUAUGUGAUGAUAGCAGGAGCCAGCGAGCACUCGACCUGCUCCAGAUGUGGGAGAAAGAACGAGGUGUCUGCUCUCCCAACGUAGUGACGUAUAACACGGUCAUCGGCGGAUUCUUUAAGGAAGGUGAAGUAAGCAAGGCAUGCAAUCUAUUCCAUGAAAUGGUGCAGCAAGGGGUUGUGCCUAAUGUGGUGACAUAUAGCUUGAUUAUUGAUGCGCUGUGCAAGGCCAGAGCUAUGGACAACGCAGAGUUGUUCCUCCGGCAAAUGAUUGAUAAAGGUGUUCGACCGAACAAUGUGACAUAUAAUGUCAUGAUCCAUGGAUAUUCCACUCUGGGCCAGUGGAAAGAAGCGCGUAAAAUGUUCAGAGAAAUGACAAGACAGGGUCUCGUACCAGAUAUUGUUACUUGGACCUCGUACAUGGCCUCUCUCUGUAAGCAUGGAAGAACCAAAGAAGCUGCCGAUUUUUUUGUUUCCAUGAUUGCCAAGGGCCACAAGCCUGAUUUGGUCAUGUAUCAUGUUCUGCUCCAUGGGUAUGCAACCGAAGGAUGCUAUGCUGAUAUGAUUAAUCUCUUUAAUUCAAUGGCAACCAAAGGUAUUGUACCCGAUCGUCAGGUUUUGAACAUUUUAAUUGAUGCACAUGCUAAACGCGGAAUGAUGGAUGAAGCUAUGCGCAUAUUUACUGGAAUGCAGGGACAAGGAGUGUGUCCGGAUGUAUGGACAUAUUCAACUCUAAUAUCUGCACUUUGCAGAAUGGGUAGACUGGCUGAUGCUAUGGAUAACUUCAGUCAGAUGAUUGGUAAGGGAGUACAACCGAACACAGUUGUUUAUCACUCCCUAAUUCAGGGUUUCUCUAUACAUGGUGAUUUGAGGAAAGCCAAGGAGUUGGUUUAUGAAAUGACGAACAAAGGUAUUCCUUGUCCAAACAUUGCAUUCUUCACUUCUAUAAUGGACGGUCUAUGCAAAGAAGGAAGGGUUAUGGAUGCACAUGAUAUCUUCAACUUGGUUACAGACAUAGGUGAGAAACCUAACAUCAUUACGUUUAAUACGCUGAUUGAUGGAUAUUGCUUAAUCAGUGAUAUGGAGAAAGCAUUUGGAGUACUUGAUUCCAUGGUAUCAGCUGGCAUUGAGGCUGAUGUUUUUACAUAUAAUACACUUGCUGCUGGCUAUUGUAGAUGUGGAAGGAUUGAUGAUGGGUUGAUUCUAUUCAGAGAAAUGUUGCAUAAGAAACCUAAACCCACAACAAUUACGUAUAACAUCAUAAUGGACGGGUUAUUUCGUGCUGGGAGAACAUUUGCUGCAAAGAAAAUAUUCCAUGAGAUGACCGAAAGGGGAGUAACAGUGAGCAUUUCCACAUACAGUAUAAUCCUUGGAGGACUUUGUAGGAAUAAUUGUUCUGACGAAGCGAUCACCCUCUUUCAGAAAUUAGGAGCAAUGAAUGUGAAGUUUGAUAUUAAAAUACUCAAUACCAUGAUCAAUGCCAUGUUCAAGGUUCGAAGAAGAGAAGAAGCUAAUGGUUUGUUUGUUGCAAUAUCAGCCAGUGGGAUGGUACCUAAUGCUUCUACCUACAACGUAAUGAUAGGAAAUCUUCUAAAAGAAGGAUCAGUGGAAGAAGCUGAAAAUAUGUUCUCAUUAAUGGAGAAGAGUGGUUGUGCUCCAGACUCUCGUCUUAUAAAUAAUAUCAUCAGAAUAUUAUUGGAAAAUGGUGACGUUGUCAAGGCUGGAAAGUAUAUGUCUAAAGUUGAUGGCAGGAGCAUCUCACUUGAAGCUUCAACUACUUCGCUGUUGAUGUGUCUCUUUUCAAGUAAAGGGAAAUAUCGGCAACAAAUCAGUUUGCUCCCUGUAAAUUACCAUUUUUUCAACGGAGUCAGUUGAUGCACCGGAUUAGGCAGAUAAACAUUGGCAUGGUUUGGAGCUCCCUAUCAAUGAUGUCAACAUGAGUUCUCUUCCAUGCGCUCACAAGAUCGAGCUGUGUGUUGGUGCCACCAUAGCGUUUUGGCCCGAUGCAUGUGGCUGCUGGGCGUGCAUCCUAUGGACAUCGCCCCUAAUCUGCAUGUCAUUUCCAUCCACAAGGCAUGCCUUGAUGUUGUUUUCCUUAUUUUCGCUAGAGGGAGCAAUAUGGCCAGCAAAUUUCACAUUUUCUUCUCUGCUGAUAGCACAACUCAAGUGGCAAUGGAUACAUAAAUAAGUACCCAACUGGUCUUUUCCUGAAAGAUGCAAACCGUUUGAGGUUAGAGCUGGCACUGUAGUGAGAUCAGAAGAAUGGCAAUUAGCUCUUCAAAGAGGACUGAAACUAUUCUUUUGGCAGUCAGGUGUUGGCUCCAUAUUUCUAACUAGAGGAGGUGAGUAUUGUGUAGGAUCUAAAAAUAGAGGCUUCCUCCUGUAGGCACAUUGCUGCACGCCCAUAGCCCGUCUUAAAUCUCCCUCUGGGUGUUCAUCUCUAAGAAGAGGGCCUACUAACUCACGGUACCUCCUCCUAUCCUUGAUCUAGGGCUUUGUCUGUUGAUCAAUCAUGAAUUUAGCUUAGCAGUCGGAAAGAAAUAUUGUCCAGCAUAUUUUCAAAUAAAAUCUAACAAAGCAUUCUUUAGAGGGGAGUAUAUUUUUGCAGCGCAGUACCCACAUGUGCCCAUCAGUCGAGUUGAGAUGUACUAUGUCUUCUCUUCUCCCAAACCGGUCCGAGCUUUGCGAGCCCAAAGCCUGGGAGUUUAUGGUUGUAUUUCUCAUCAAGGAUGUUGGGCGACUUGAAACCUCGGUAGAUGACCAGCUAGUUCAUCUUCUCAUGGCGGUGUUUGACCACCCCCCUAGCAGUUAUGUGGCCUAUCUUCAUCCUGAUAUGCAGCUGAGUGGUAUUGGAGCAGAAUUGUAAUCAACAAUGACUUCAGUUCAACUUAUAAUUUCUUGUACUUGUAUCAUAAAUGAUACACCAGUAGGCUUUGAUCCUCUGCGCAGUAUCCUGCUAAGCUCACCAAGUUUGGAUGGCACAAGAGGCCGAACAUCAAGAUCUUGACUGGGAACUCUGUAGCCUUAUAAUCAGUUAAGGUCUAGUUGCUUCACAGCCACAAGCUAUGAAUAAAAAAUAACAAUUGAAGCAGUGAGCAAUUUGUUGCAAGCAGCAAGCCAGCAAGACUAUCUGAAGGAUGUUUAUCAUCAAGGCGUUAUUGUAUACCCGGCCAUUUUCAUGGUGGCCCUUGUUGACCCUGUCCAGACACCAUCUCCCAGAACAAGAAGGCAGUCAAGACGGAAGUUCGUGGUGGCUGUCGCUAGCUCACGGAAUUUGAAUGCCUUUGCACUUUUGGCCAUGGCAGAAGUUUCUGCAGGUUCACUAUCUGCUGUUAUUUCUGAUGAUUGUUGGUGUUUUGGAGACACGGAUGAUGGCUCAUUCCACUUUUCGUGAGUGCCAGGAGCAGACUCCACGGUUGUACCAGAUUCCUCGAGGGGCGCUCCAGAAUGCAUUGAGGCGGUGGCGCUCGCUCACAACCAUUCAAGGCCUGAAGCGUUCGCCUUGGAUGCCACCUUCUUCUUAGGCUUGAAGCAUGAAAAGCACUUUUGCAUUUCAACGCUGUAUAUAUCCUCCCAAGUCCCAACCUCUCUACCGUGAAGAUGAAGCCUUGCGCUUCGUCGGCCACAGCCACGGCCACAGCCACGAACUGGAUUUUGUUCAUGCCUGGCGUCUAAUCUUGCACCGCAAAUCAAUCUUUGUUUAGUCGGAGCUUCAGAUCAUGGGUAGGCGGGAACGGCCGCAUCGGAGUUUUCUUUUGUACUGUAAAAAUAGAUGUUCUGAACUUGGAUCAGUCGGUCUCUAUCCAUAUACAAAAUGACAAUGCGCGUGUGUGACGUCGCGCUAUUUA
Molecule: messenger RNA, 4473 nt
Organism: Hordeum vulgare subsp. vulgare (domesticated barley)
Lineage: Eukaryota; Viridiplantae; Streptophyta; Magnoliopsida; Poales; Poaceae
Product: protein Rf1, mitochondrial-like
Exons: 4
Coding region: 29-2500 (823 amino acids)
Molecular function (GO): protein binding
Source: RefSeq, a predicted model, not a curated record